AUGCCAGCCCCAGUUGGGCAAACCCGAGGGCCUACAGCUUCACCCCCGCCUACAGCUUCACCCCCACCCGCUCAAUCUGUGAGCAGGGAUCGAGAGAAGAGGGAGAUGGAACGCAAGGAACUCAGGAUCUUAGUUGGCACGAACCUUGUAGUUAAUUGUAAAGAUACUAUUGCUCAGGAGUAUCUGAUGGAGGUUGUUAUCCAGGUAUUCACAGACGAUUUUCAUCUGCGGACGCUAGGCCCCUUCCUAUCAGCCACCGCACAGCUCCACCCCAAGGUGAAAAUCAAACAGAUCGUGAUCGCAUUGAUCAAUCGAUUGGCCGCCUAUGCAGCUCUUGAGGCUGAGAACAAAUCGCCUGAGGAGACUCGCCGUGCUAUGUACCUAGGUCAACAAACCUAUGACCCUGAAGAAAUGGCUGAAGAGCAGGGCUGGCUGGCCCGAAUGGUUCACCUAUCACACAAUGAUGACUUGGAUGUGCAUGCCCAGUUGAGGAGUCCCUCUCGCGCAAUUUGUACACUGAAGUUAGCCCAACGAUACAACUAUCGACAACAUCAUAAAGCAGAUUGGGACACGAAAACCACGGCGCUAUUUAAGUGGAUACACCAGGUGUUAUCAGUGCUCUACAAUCGUGUGGAAUCCUCGGAAAUCUGUCUACGGCUAUGUUUACAAGCGCUCCAAGCAGCCGAUGCGGCAGGGCUGGAAGAGCUGGCUUACGAGUUCGUAGUGCAGGCGUUCACAAUCUACGAGCAAUCAAUCUCAGAGAGUCGGGCCCAGCUUCAAGCGAUCGUCCUGAUUAUCGGCACCCUGCAAGCCUCCCGGGUCUUCGGGCCCGAUCACUAUGACACCUUGAUCACCAAGGCAGCCUUGCAUGGGGCCAAGCUCCUCAAGAGGAGGCACCAAGCUACCGCCGUGGCCCUUGCCAGCCAUCGACUCUGGUGGCAGACCGAGAAACUCGCCCCGGAGUCCGACGCCGGCCCCGAUAAGGAACUCUUGAGAGACGGUAAAAGGGUCCUCGAAUGUCUCCAGAAAUCCCUCAGGAUCACGACUAGCAGUAUCGAUGAACUCACUAGCAUCCAGCUCUACUGUGACACAUUGGACCAGUACAUUUAUUAUUUCGAAAGGCAUAACGAAGCGAGUUUCAUGUUUAGUACUCGAUCCAAGGCGCGGAUGGGGUUCUAA
Messenger RNA from Puccinia triticina, 1179 nucleotides. RefSeq lists its product as uncharacterized. The record is from RefSeq and is a predicted model, not a curated record. Gene Ontology annotation, cellular component: retromer, cargo-selective complex; retromer complex; late endosome. Gene Ontology annotation, biological process: intracellular protein transport; retrograde transport, endosome to Golgi. The transcript is spliced from 6 exons. NCBI's taxonomy places the organism in Eukaryota, Fungi, Basidiomycota, Pucciniomycetes, Pucciniales, Pucciniaceae. Bases 1 to 1179 code for a protein of 392 amino acids.